AUGAGUUUUCCCAAUGAACGACCUCUUUCUGCACCAUUGGGGGAUCUUCGGAGCUUGAAACCUGACUUUCAGGAUGAAGGUCAACAGUCGUUGGCCGGUGAAGAUUCCGGCGGACUUCCACCUCCGACGGACUCUACUGGGUUUAUUGGCAACUCCCAACAGCAUUUCCCGGCAGCAGUAGGACCCCCAGAACAACCGCUUAGCCCACUUGAUGUUGUGAAUGGCCAUGACAGUGAUGAUCGAACUAACAACCGAUCAUCUAAUAAUAUAUGGAGCAAGACAGUGAAGCAAUUGCAUCUAUCAGAGGCAUUGAUAUUACUUGAAACCACAAGUAUUUAUGAAGCCCGCUGUCAAAUGGCUGCUCAAAGAGCUGAUGUUCUUAUACUGACUAACUCAGAUGCAUUACUCAUUGGGAUAUUGACAAACAAGGAUAUUGCCAAAAGAGUCAGUGCUUAUGAGAUUGAUUUGGUGAACACACCUGUGUCAAAGGUAAUGACAAAGAACCCAAUUUUCAUGUUGUCUGAUACUCUUGUUGUGGAAGCAAUGAAAAGCAUUGUGCAAGAACGAUUUAGACAGUUACCUGUUAUAGAGAAUGGGAAGGUUAUUGGUUUAGUUCACCUACUUUUAUGUUUAUUUGAUGAAAUGAAAAAUACGGAAUCUGAAGGUGAAAAUUACGACAAGGUUGUGGAAGCUGCAGUGCAUUCAGUCACUCAUAGGGGCUUAACCGUGAACCUUUUGCCUCGAGACUAUAGCAUCGUUCUACCUGAAACCAAAACUAUAUACGAAGCUUGCUGUGAGAUGAUUGCCAAUUGUGUUGAUGUUGUAGUAAUCACUGGCCCAAAUGAGUUAUUCAGUGGUUUAUUGACAACAAAUGAUAUUGUAUCAAGAAUCAUUCCUUGUGGGUUCGAUAUUGUAAACACACCUGUGUCAAAGGUGAUGAAAAAGAAGCCAAUUUUCGUGUCCUAUGAUUUUCUUCCCAAGAAAAUCCUGUCAAAGAUUGUGCUAGGACAAGGGACACAAUUGCUUGUUAGCGUGAGAAGUGAAGAUGAUGGUUUUAUUUACCGGUCCUUGAGUUUACGGGGUGGUACUGUUCUCCCAACCAUACAAACGAUUGCUCCACCACGUCACCCUAAGGAAUCAACUGAACCUCUUCUAGGUGUUAAUAGCAAAGUGGACUGGGAUGAAACUCAUGGUCCUGGUCUUACACGUUAUGUGCGCAUGAGCAAUUCACCAUAUCCACACAAUCAUUCUUCUGAUAAAUUAGUGGCCCCACCUCCACAACAUACAGAUGUACGUCCCUCGGAGCAAUCAAGUGACCCACUUUCUGGUGUUAAUAAUAACGACGAGUGGGAUGAGACUGAUGCUCCUGGUUUUACACCUUUUGCGCAUUCGAAAAUAUCUCCAUAUCCAAACAAUUUAGUCGCCCCUCAACAACAACAUACAGAUUUAGGUUUCCCUGAUGAAUCAAGUAAUCUACUUUUAGCUGUGAAUGGCAAAAGUUAUGAUCUGACAAACAACAAAUCACCCACUAAUAUUCAGCUUUCAGUAGAAGAGAAGACAAUGAACCAAAUGGGUUUAUCGGAGGUCUUGAUAGUACCCCAGACGAUAACUAUUUAUGAAGCCUGCUGUCAGAUGGUUGCUCACAGAGCUGAUGUUGUUGUAGUCACCGACUCAAAUGAGUUACUCACUGGGAUAUUGACAAACAAGGAUAUUGUAAAAAGAGUGAUUUCUUGUAAGAUGGAUUCGGUGAACACACCUGUAUCACAGGUGAUGUCAAAGUACCCAUCUUGUGUGAUGUUUGAUACUCUUUUUGUGGAUGCUCUUAAAAAGUUGAAACAUAAAAGUGUUACACAAUUACCUGUUAUUCAAAAGAAUGGCAAGGUAAUUGGUUUAUUUUAUGAAAUGGAGGCGUCCGUAACUGCUAAAUACGAGAAAGUUACAGGUUCGAGGAGGGGUCUAAAAGUGAAGCAAUUUCCUCUAGAGCAUACCCUGAUGGUACCUGAAACCACAACUAUCUAUGAAGUUUAUUGUCGGAUGGCUGCAGAAAAAGUUGAGGUUGUGGUACUCAUCGACUCAAAUGCAAUAUUGAAGGGUAUAUUAACAAAAAAGGAUAUAAUAGCAUUAGCUAUUCCUAGUAUGAUUGAUCUUGUGAACACAUCUGUCUCGAAGCUGAUGAAAAAGAACACAAUGUUCGUGUCUAGUGAUACUCUUCCUGUGAAAAGCAUGCAAGAGAUUAUGCAAGAUGUAUAUUUAGAUUUGCUUGUUAUAGAGAAUGGCGAGGAUAAAAAGUUACUUUAUAUGCCUCUCAAAAUUUCUAUUGAAUUUGAUGAUGAUGAAGACGGCCUGUAUGCUAUUUCUGAUAGUGAAGACGAUGAUAUAAAAGCUCUUAACAAGUUCUAG
Messenger RNA from Lactuca saligna, 2400 nucleotides. Lineage: Eukaryota; Viridiplantae; Streptophyta; Magnoliopsida; Asterales; Asteraceae. The record is from the annotation of a GenBank genome assembly.